Molecule: messenger RNA, 3292 nt
Organism: Brassica rapa (field mustard)
Lineage: Eukaryota; Viridiplantae; Streptophyta; Magnoliopsida; Brassicales; Brassicaceae
Product: protein argonaute 5
Molecular function (GO): protein binding; RNA binding
Source: RefSeq, a predicted model, not a curated record
CACUCCCCUCUCUCUACACUACUCUCUCCUUUGUCUCUCUUUCCGUUUUCGAAUUUUGUUUUCUUCCUUCGUAAGCUUCCCUUCGAAAAAUGUCGUCUCGUGGUGGUCGCGGCGGCGGUGGAGGACGUCGAUCUGACCAGUCCCCCGGUCCCGUUGCGUGGCCUGCACUGCAAAGCUCCGGCGCUCGCGGCGGGAGAGGUCGCGGUAACGCCGCUCCCGUCGCUUCGAGCUCUUCGUCUCCUCCGUCGGAUGCUGUUUCCGGCGCCAUCGGAGCGGUUGACGUCGCUUCGUCGUCGUCCGUACGUGAGAAACCCAAGGCCUCGGCGUCUUCGGAUUCCGAUUCGUCUCUCGGUCAGGAGUUAGCGGAGAAAGUCCAGAUCACGACGGCUCCUCCGUCGUCGUCGAAGGCGGUGACGUUUCCGGUCAGGCCAGGGUUUGGUCAGGCGGGGAAGAAAGUGACGAUUCGCGCGAAUCACUUCCUCGUUCAAGUUGCGGAUAGAGAUCUCUAUCACUACGAUGUGUCAAUCAGUCCCGAGGUUAUUUCGAAGAAGGUGAACAGGGACGUGAUGACAACGUUGGUGAAGACGUACGGAGAAUCACACAUGGCGAAGAAGAUUCCUGCGUAUGACGGCAGGAAGAGUCUCUACACUGCUGGGCCUCUCCCUUUUGAGUCUAAAGAGUUUGUUGUGGAUCUGAACGACAAAAAACCUGCUGCGUCAUCUAAGAGGGACAGGAAGUUCAGAGUUGCUAUAAAGCUGGCGUCAAGGCCUGAUCUUCAUCAGUUGCAGGAGUUUCUCCGUCGGAAACAGAGAGAUGCUCCAUACGAGACCAUCCAAGUUUUGGAUGUUGUACUCAGGGAUCUGCCAUCCCAAAAGUUUGUUUCCGUUGGGAGGUCUUUCUUCGACCCCAGUUUGGGAAGGAGGGGUGAGCUUGGUGAUGGUGUUGAGUACUGGAGCGGGUAUUUCCAAAGUCUAAGACUCACUCAGAUGGGACUGUCUCUCAACAUUGAUGUGUCUGCUAGAUCUUUCUAUGAACCUAUCCUUGUCACUGAAUUCAUCGGCAAGUACCUGAAUCUGAGGGAUUUUAGCAGGCCACUGAGGGACUCGGAUCGUGUCAAGGUGAAGAAAGCAUUGAAGAGCUUAAAAGUUGAAUUGGCACAGUUUGACUUCGCAAGAAGUGUCAAGGUCAGUGGGAUUUCCAGCUGUCCCAUCAGCGAGCUAAGGUUCACGUUAGAGGACAACACCCAAAAAACUGUUGUGCAGUACUUUGCUGAGAAGUAUAAUUACAGAGUGAAAUACCCGGCUCUACCUGCUAUCCAAUCAGGGAGUGACUCAAGGCCUGCUUACUUCCCAAUGGAAUUAUGCCGGAUAGCUGAAGGCCAGAGAUACACCAAAAAGCUGAAUGAGAGGCAGGUGACUGCGUUGCUAAGAGCUACCUGCCAAAGGCCUGACAUUAGAGAGAAUUCGAUCAAAGGGAUGGUCAAGAAUAAUAAGUAUAACGAGAUUGAUCUUGUGAGGAAGGAGUUUGGAAUGUCAGUUACUGAUCAGCUAGCCACAGUUGAGGCUCGGGUCCUACCUCCACCCCUGUUGAAAUACCAUGAAAGUGGCAGAGAAAAAAUGGUGAAUCCAAGGCUAGGACAGUGGAACAUGAUUGACAAGAAAAUGAUUAAUGGAGCAAGAGUUGCAUCUUGGACUAGCGUGUGCUUCUCUACUAGGAUUGACCGGAAUUUACCACAAGAGUUUUGCAAGCAAUUGAUUGACAUGUGCGUCAGCAAAGGAAUGCAAUUCAAUCCACAGCCUGCUAUUCCGUUCAUCUCUUGCCAGCCUCAAAGAAUUGAGGAAGCACUUUGUGAUAUCCACAAAAGGGCACCUGGUCUUCAAAUGUUGAUUGUAAUAUUACCGGAUGUCACUGGGUCAUACGGGAAGAUCAAAAGGAUAUGUGAAACAGAGCUAGGGAUAGUAUCCCAGUGUUGUCAACCAAAUCAAGUUCGUAAACUCAACAAGCAGUACAUGGAAAAUGUCGCAUUGAAGAUUAAUGUCAAGACUGGGGGACGGAACACAGUCCUUGAUGAUGCCAUUAGAAGAAGGAUUCCUCUGAUUAGUGAUCGCCCAACCAUAAUCUUUGGUGCUGACGUGACUCACCCUCAACCUGGAGAGGACUCGAGUCCUUCUAUUGCUGCGGUUGUGGCCUCGAUGGAUUGGCCUGAGAUAACCAAGUAUCGUGGGCUGGUGUCUGCUCAAACUCAUAGGGAAGAAAUCAUCGAGGACCUGUAUAAGCUGGUACAGGAUCCUCAGCGAGGGCCAGUCCACACUGGUAUGAUAAGGGAACAUCUGAUCGCAUUCAGGAGGGCUACAGGUCAAAAACCUCUGAGGAUCAUAUUCUAUCGCGAUGGUGUGAGUGAAGGACAGUUUAGCCAAGUGCUGUUGCAUGAGAUGACUGCUAUACGCAAGGCGUGUGCCUCUCUCGAAGAGCGUUAUCUUCCGCCUGUAACGUUUGUGGUCGUCCAGAAAAGACACCACACACGUUUGUUUCCUGCUCAACACGGGAACCGUGAGACAACUGAUAAGAGUGGGAACAUUCAGCCAGGUACCGUCGUCGAUACCAAAAUCUGUCAUCCCACGGAGUUCGACUUCUAUUUGAACAGUCACGCUGGCAUUCAGGGAACAAGCAGGCCUGCACAUUACCAUGUGCUUGUGGACGAGAACGGGUUCACAGCUGAUGCCUUACAAAUGCUCACCAACAACCUUUGUUACACGUUUGCGAGGUGUACGAGAUCUGUUUCAAUUGUGCCACCGGCUUACUAUGCACACUUGGCUGCAUUCAGGGCUCGUUACUACAUGGAAAGUGAGAACUCUGAUGGAGGUUCAAGCAGGAGCAGGAACACAACCGCAAGCACGAGUGCUGUUGUCUCGCUUCUUCCAGCAACCAAGGAUAACGUCAAGGACGUUAUGUUCUACUGCUGAUCAGACACUUCCUUGGCUACUAGCCAACAGAAAGGAAUGAUAAAUAAUGAACGCUCUCGCUUCCUUUCGGUUUUGGUUUUUUCAUAACUUAUCUUUUGGGGUUUAGCUGUGAAUAUUUUGAAUGAUGCGGCUAAUAUUUUCUCUUGGGAUUCUUAUGCGUUUUGGUCGGUUUUCGUUGAUGACCUGACUUCAAGUUUGUCGUUGUUGAAAAAAGAAAAGGGUUUAACUAUGGGUUUUCUUUUAGACUGUUCUGACUCAGAAGUUGAACAUGUAUCUUUCUGUGUUAAUAACUUAAUCGGUGAAUCAUCUUAUGCAUUUUUUUUUGUUCC